This is a messenger RNA of Fonsecaea nubica, 858 nucleotides long. RefSeq lists its product as hypothetical. The transcript has 2 exons. Gene Ontology annotation, cellular component: cytoplasm. Lineage: Eukaryota; Fungi; Ascomycota; Eurotiomycetes; Chaetothyriales; Herpotrichiellaceae. Gene Ontology annotation, molecular function: oxidoreductase activity, acting on the CH-OH group of donors, NAD or NADP as acceptor. Bases 1 to 858 code for a protein of 285 amino acids. The record is from RefSeq and is a predicted model, not a curated record.
AUGGCCGCAAACGGCGAUGCGGCGAGAUCUUCGGCACCAGUGGCCUACAUCACUGGGGGAGCCAGCGGGAUGGGGUUAGCAGUCGCCCAAGAGAUGGCUGCCAAAGGCUGGAACCUGACCAUUGUCGAUCUCAACGAAAAGUCCAUCUCAGCCGUGGAAGCUAGUUUUGACCCGAACAGGACCACGUUCAUCAAGGCCGAUGUAACAGACUAUGAAGCGCAGGCCAAAGCCUUUGCUCAAACUUGGGACAAAUGGCACAGACUGGAUCUCGUUUUUGCAAAUGCGGGCAUCGGUGAUAGAAUCGACUUCUUAGCCCCUGCGACCAAGUUUCUGCCCAACGUGCCAGGCGUCCCUGCGAAACCCGACGAGCUGGUGAUCGAUAUUUGCCUCAAUGCCAUGGUCUACAGUGCCUAUUUGGCUCUGCACUUCUUCCGGCAGAAUCCAUCUAAAGCGGGCAAGAUAGUCUUCACGUCCUCCAUGUGUGGACUGUAUCCAGGAGAUAGCAUACCUCUGUACACUGCCGCCAAGCAUGGCAUUGUAGGGUUGACUCGCGCACUGGCCAAACGCCUGAGAAUUGUUGGCGAGCCCAUCACGGUGAAUUGCAUCUGUCCGGGCCUGGUUGAUACGGGGCUGACGGGGGUCCUGAUGUCUGUUUGCCCGCCUGAAUACGUGACACCAAAGUCAACCAUUGUGCGGGCAGUCAUGGGAUUUGCAGAAGACGACUCUCUGACCGGACAAGCAGCAGAAUGUAGUGUGGAUAAGAUACAUUACAGGAAGCAGCCUGAAUAUGGAGACGAGGGGGCAGAGUACAUUAUGACGAACAAACUGGAGGCUGCGCUCAAGGCAAGAGGCGUGUGA